AUGGAUAGUCCAUUUUAUCAAGAUUUGUGUUCAAAUCACUUCAAUAACACUGAAGCUAUGGAACAAGAAGCGAAACAAGAAAAGAAGAAGAAGACGAAGACGAAGUGUCGUGGAAAUCGAAAAUUACAACGCUAUCGUCGAAGAUUGCGUAAACAAUGUGUACAAUUAUCUAUCAAUGAAGAACUAUCAACAGCUAGUGCAAUCACGAAACCAAAAGAGUCAACAAGUAUUGGUUUAAUUGUCGAUGAAACAACCGUAUCAAUGAAAAAAUGCACAACAGUAACAGCUACAAAUGAUUCAGUUGAUUAUACUACUGUAUCAGAUGAAGUCUUACAACAGAAAACAUCUCAAGCUUUCAAUCGAUCCGAAAAAUUUAAUAACAUAUUUAACCAAGUCGAAAGAAUACACUUUAUUCGUCAAUAUAUUAGUUUAAUUGAUCAAUUAUCUUUUCACCAACUACAAGAAAUUCAAUGGAAAGAUUAUCAGCAUAUUGGUACAACAAGGAACAUGUGGCAUGGUCGUAUGUCAAAAGUAACAGCUGAUAAGUAUUCUAUUAGUUAUACAUAUGGUAGAUCCAAAUCUCUUGUUGAACAACGUUUGAAACAAAUUCAAAAACAUUUGGCAGCAGCAAAAAAUAAUAUUGUUCAGUUUGAACAAGAUAUUUUAUUGAAGUGUGGAAACAGUAAUGAUUGCAUAUGUACAAUGCAGGGGUUAUCGUCGAUUCUUAAUCAACUAGCACAAGAAAAGCAGCAACUACUAAGACAUGAAUUCGAAUAUAAAAGAGAUAUUUUAAUCUUGGAUGCAAAUGAUCAUCAUUUACUGCAGGCGUUUUUGAUUACUGAACCAAAUAAGACACAUAUUAUCUUAGCAAGACGUAUAUGGGAAGCUAUCAAAGAACAGCUAAUAGCUGAAGAAGGUAUUGCUUUGCUACAAUAUCGGUCUCUAUCAACAUCAUUACAAACAAAACCAAUAUCUAACUUAGUUCACGAAAUGAUCAACAAUAUCGAUACUAAUAUUAAUAAUUUGAAUGAAACUGUGGCAAUGUCGUCAUCCAAAGACUCCUUAACCCAUUCACCACGAUGGGGUCCACCGGUGGACCCCACUUUGCAUUUCAUAUUCUAA
Molecule: messenger RNA, 1122 nt
Organism: Adineta ricciae
Lineage: Eukaryota; Metazoa; Rotifera; Eurotatoria; Adinetida; Adinetidae
Source: the annotation of a GenBank genome assembly